This is a messenger RNA of Drosophila grimshawi, 1324 nucleotides long. Its product is annotated as gamma-butyrobetaine dioxygenase. The record is from RefSeq and is a predicted model, not a curated record. Gene Ontology annotation, molecular function: oxidoreductase activity. NCBI's taxonomy places the organism in Eukaryota, Metazoa, Arthropoda, Insecta, Diptera, Drosophilidae. The transcript has 2 exons. Gene Ontology annotation, cellular component: mitochondrion. Gene Ontology annotation, biological process: carnitine biosynthetic process. The coding region runs from base 1 to 1176 and encodes 391 amino acids.
AUGUUGGUUCAAGUGAGUCGGGAUCUGCAGCAACAGCUGGUGCUCCUGCACGUAUCUGCGGAGCAGCCGGCCAUGCAAUUUCCAGAGAUUUGGUUGCGCGACAAUUGCCGGUGCCCCAAAUGCUAUAUGAAACAGACAAGAAGUCGCCUGCCCCACGGCUGGAACUACUUGGAUCCCACUGUACGCUUGCAGGAGAUUAGCUGGUGUGCGGAGCAGCAAACGCUACAGAUUGAGUGGUCCGAUGAUCAUCAGUCAAGCUAUCCGAUUAGUUGGCUCCAGGAGCGCGAUUUCUCGCAAGCGAAUCGAGCCCGUUAUCUGCGCGCCUAUUAUCGCCCCGAGCAGCGACACUGGUCCGGCCAGCAGUAUGAAUUAAUCCGACGUGAAUUCCAAUACCAGGAACUGCUUGAGAGCGAUGAAGCACUGCUGCAGUGGCUGCAUCACCUCGCUGUCUAUGGCCUGGCGCUGGUCAAGCAAGCUCCACUCGAGGAGGAUGUGCUGCGAAAGCUGUGCAACCGCGUCGGAUUCAUGCGACGCACAACCUACGGCGAUGAGUGGAGUGUGCGGGCACAGCCCGGCGCCAGCAAUUAUGCCUACUUGGCUGCACCACUGCCCCUGCACACGGAUAUGCCAUAUUUUGAGUACAAGCCGGGCGUAACACUGCUCCAUACGCUGCAGCAAUCGGAUUCACCGGGUGGCUGGAAUCUGCUUACCGAUGCGUUCCAUGUGGCGGAUUUGCUGCGUCAGCGAUAUCCCAGCUCAUUUCACGUGCUCAGCCAAACGCCAGUUGACUGGGCGGACAUUGGUAGCGACAAGGAGCUCUCUUUUCACAACAUCUGGCGUGCGCCAGUCAUCAACCUGGAUGCCAAUGGUCGUUACGUGAGGAUUAACCACAGCAUUCCGCAACGCGACAGCCACUUCAGUGUGCCCGCGGACCAGGUGCGUCCAUGGUACGAAGCGAUGGCUGUGUUUAUACGGCUGGCCAACGAGCAGGCAUGCACUUUUAAAACCGCACCGGGGGAUGUACUCACCUUCGACAAUUUGAGAAUGGUGCAUGGACGCACUGGGUACGAUGACACGGAUCAUAAUGUCCGGCACAUUCUGGGCGCCUUCGUCGACUGGGACAUUGCCUACUCGCGCUGGCGUGUCCUGAAGAAUGCCCUUGGUCAUUACAAAUAGUUGGCUAGCAACUUUGCUGCUAGCUCAAUUAUCUAUAGUAUCUUCUCAAAUAACACACUAAUAGUUAACAACAGUGGCACAACAAAUUCUUCUGUUCUAAUUAAACAAAGCUGCCUUCAGUGAAAGUGUGUAGUAUAGCUUAAACAGA